AUGGCCAAUCUUAAGACGAACUACGAUUGUAUCCCUCGCAAUCCAUCCAUCCACGCCGAGACCAAGUCUUCUCUGGGCUUCUCGGGCGCCGGAUCGUCGGUUUCCCCGGCUAACAGCGCCAUAAAAGAAGGCGAAGUGGACAGAAUUAAUCGGAUAUACAAGAAAGGGUUGGAAAAGUACGACGAGCGAUUCAAAUCUGACGAGGCACAAGACGCUGACGACCUCUCUCCCAUUCUCGGCCCGUUCUCUAGCCCCUGGGAAGGCGCCGAGCACUGGAAGAUGCACCAUCUGCGCACGUCCAUAAUGCCUUUCCAACAGCAUGAUGACGCGGACCGUGCCACAGCAUUUUUGGAACGCCGACGGCUGCCAAAGGGCCACGAUUCGUUGCCCGCCACUGCCCUUCCUCUGACAGGCGCAUUCUCCAGCGCUGGCUCCUCGAACCUUUCCAUCGACAGCGGUGAUGACGACACGAGCGACAGCGAGGGGUACGGCCGCCCCCUGCUGCCCUUCCUGCGGCGGCUUGAACUCAUCGAGCGACACCUCCACGGCGUCUUGGCCCUUGAACCCGCGGGCACAGAAGGAGUCAAGUCCCCAAAAGAAGGCGCAGCACCGGCAAUGGCCGGGGAAGAGCUGGACCGUCCCGCCGACCUCACACGGUCGCUGCGCGCACUCGGGGCCAGGGCGCACCCGAUAGAGCACGCCGUCGCAAUCCGGUUCGUCGAGGCGCCGAAGCCGCUCGAGGUGGAGAUACACGCUGUCCCUGCGUCUCCUGAGAUGGGCCCUGUAUUUGACGAGGAGAAUUGGGGUUCCAGCUACCCUGGCCUGAAGUGA
Molecule: messenger RNA, 831 nt
Organism: Thermothelomyces thermophilus ATCC 42464
Lineage: Eukaryota; Fungi; Ascomycota; Sordariomycetes; Sordariales; Chaetomiaceae
Exons: 1
Coding region: 1-831 (276 amino acids)
Source: RefSeq, a predicted model, not a curated record